UAUGGUUUGCAGACAUCCAAAUUGCAAUAAUAAGGGUGCAAUAUGUUGUAGAUGCUAAUUAAAAUAUCAUUGUGAUAAUGGUCAUACAUUGGAAUCAUUUGUUCCAUUAGAUGAGGUUUUAAUAUUGUGUUAGACAUAAAAUCCAAAAGCAGAAUAUUUUGAAGAUUUAAGUGUUGAUGGGAUAUUGGAAGUUCAGUAAUUGUAAUCUACUCUAUCAAAUAUCAACAAUUCAAUUUAAGAAUAAUUGAAGAGAGAAUUAUUAAUCUUAGGUUAAUAUUAAAAGCCAUUUAAAGAUAUAUAUGGUAUAAUAGCUCAUUAUUCAUAAAUUGAUGGGGAUAUCUCAAGAACUGAUGAUGGAACUUAAGGAGGUAUGAAAUCUGAUUUCUUAAAUAUUAUGCAAUAUAUAGCAAAUAAAAUAAUAAUUGUAGAUGGAGAAUUUACAAUAGAUUAAUCAGAUAUGAAUAAUUGUUUAACAGAAAUUAUAGAAAGAAAGAGAAAGAACUUAAAUAUAUUGCAAAAAUUAAAUAAAAAAUCAUAGAAAUAAGCUAAAAUAAUAUCAGCUUUAUUUUAAACAGGUUGUUCUUUUGGAUUAGAUUAACAUAUUCCAAUUUCUUAAUUUGAUUCAUGGGUAUAAAUAUAUAAUGCUUAAUAUUUUGAAAAUACUACUUAUUAAGAUAUAAUAUCAUUAGUUAUACCUCAAAAUAGUUUAAUAAUGGUUGGUAUCUUGAAAGAGAAAUAUUUGGAAUUCUGUGCAAUAGAUAGAUAUAAAGCUAUUUUUAAAGGAAAAAUUAAUUCUUAUUCAAAAUUAAAUUGGACUUUAAAUUAAGUCAUUUUUGGAUGUGAAUGUCUGAAAUGGAAUUUAAAUCAAUAAUUAUUGGAUUAAUAAAUAGAUUAAAAAGAAUACUUGUAUCAUUUAAAUGAUAGAAGAGUAAUAUAUUAUUUAGAAAUCUGA
Messenger RNA from Paramecium pentaurelia, 952 nucleotides. The record is from the annotation of a GenBank genome assembly. NCBI's taxonomy places the organism in Eukaryota, Ciliophora, Oligohymenophorea, Peniculida, Parameciidae.